AUGUUCAGCCUCCCUCCACCCCCGUCCCGCUAUCGGACGCACCACCCGGUCAGUCCUGCCGUUGGCACCACCGGGCUUUCCAGUGGACGUGGCGCCCUCAGGCCGGGCAAAGUUGAGCCUGUGCUCCAGCUGACCGACUGGUUCAGCUUUUCCAUCAGCCUGGUGGAGCCGGUGCAUCUUCCCCGGAGGGGCGGUUGCCAUGGAGCUGAACCAGCAGCCCCCAAUCGGGGAAAUUACCCCCCACUUCAUCGAAAACCUUCCGAGGCCAGGAUGGCACCGAGUGGCAGCGAAUACCCCAGAGCGGCCCGGCCGAGCCAGGAUUCCCCAGCUGAGAAUGAAGUCGCUCGGAGCCCCGGAGGGAUCAAGCGAGCCCACGCGGGCCCAACUGCCGGCACCAGAGACCCCGCUGCGCUUCCCCACCAGAGCCCCUCUGCCCAGGGGGCAGGACCAGGAGCGUCCUCCAUGGCUCUCUCCCACGCAGAGCCCCCCGCCUCUCUUCCUGCUGUGCCACCCAGGGAGGAGAGUGGCGGGCCCGGGUACCCCGCGGUGGGGGCAGAGAGGCAGGCGGCUCCCUACGGCCAGGCCGUGGCUCAGCCUGCUGCCCCUGCGGCCCCCCGGCCCCCUCCUCCGGACGAUGACGAGGAAGAGGAAGCCAACAGCUACGACUCCGACGAGACGACCACCCUGGGGUCCUUGGACUUCAGCCUCCUCUACGACCAGGAGAAAAGCUCCUUGCAAUGCACCAUCAUCAAGGCCAAGGGCUUGAAGCCAAUGGAUUCCAACGGACUGGCGGAUCCCUACGUCAAGCUGCACCUGCUGCCGGGGGCCAGUAAGUCCAACAAACUCAGGACCAAGACGCUGAGGAACACCCGGAACCCCGUGUGGAAUGAGACCCUGGUCUACCACGGCAUCACGGAUGAGGAUAUGCAGCGGAAGACCUUAAGGAUCUCCGUGUGUGACGAGGACAAGUUCGGCCACAACGAGUUCAUCGGGGAGACGAGGGUGGCGCUCAAGAAGCUGAAGGUCAACCAGAAGAAGAACUUCAACAUCUGCCUGGAAAGAGUCGUCCCGAUGAAGCGGGCAGGGACCACGGGCUCCUCGCGGGGAAUGGCCUUGUACGAAGACGAGGUGAGACGUGGUUUGGCUUCCCGGCAGAACCCCAGGCGCAGAGAUUGGCCGCCUGCCGAAUUUUUCUACGAUAUUAAGCACAGCGACCUGGCCAAGAAGUCCCUGGAUAUCUCGGUCUGGGAUUACGACAUUGGGAAGUCCAACGAUUACAUUGGUGGUUGCCAGCUGGGCAUCACAGCCAAGGGCGAGCGCUUGAAACACUGGUACGAGUGCCUCAAGAACAAGGAUAAGAAGAUCGAACGCUGGCAUGCCCUCCAGAACGAGCACCACGUGGCCAGCGAUUAG
This is a messenger RNA of Pseudonaja textilis, 1413 nucleotides long. Lineage: Eukaryota; Metazoa; Chordata; Lepidosauria; Squamata; Elapidae. The record is from RefSeq and is a predicted model, not a curated record.